CGCUUGCUUUCCUGCCUGCCUUCGUUGCCACCUUUCCAGUGCCCCUCUCCGCCCGACGGCCAGAGCUUUAACAGCGAGCGACUUCUGCGUAGCAGCCAUUUCUCUCAUCUCUUCCUCCUGGUUCUGAAACAUGGACGGCCUCAAUAUAGCAAACACUGCCUUUGCCAUCAACCUUUUCAAGGGGAUAACUGAAAAUGAUCGUACAGCGAACACAUUUUUUUCUCCUUUGAGUAUUACUUCUUCUCUGGCGAUGGUCCUUUUGGGUGCAAAAGGUAGCACAGCAGACCAGAUGUCAAAGGCACUAUCUUUGACUACCUGUGAAGAGAUUCACCAGGGAUAUGAGAAACUUAUUUCUGAAAUCAACAAACCAGGAACCAAGUACUUGCUUAAGCUAGCCAACAGGCUCUUUGGAGAAACAUCGUAUGAUUUUCUUGCACCAUUUAUAGAUUCCAGUCAGAAAUUCUAUCAUGCAGGUCUAGAGAAACUUAACUUCAGUAAAGCAUCAGAAGAUUCCAGAAAACAUAUUAAUGCCUGGGUAGAAGAACAAACAGCAGGUAAAAUCCAAAAUCUGCUUGCCCCAGGAAUUGUUAAUGGUCUUACAAGGCUGGUCUUGGUGAAUGCUAUAUAUUUUAAGGGAAAUUGGGCAAAACGGUUCCGCAAAGAUCUCACAACAGAAAAACCAUUCAAAGUUUCCAAGAAUGAAACCAAAAUGGUGCAGAUGAUGUUCCAGAAAGCUAAAUUCAAUGUGACCUACAUAGCAGAUUAUCAUACCCAUGUUCUUGAGAUGCCGUAUGUUGAUAAUGAGCUGAGCAUGAUCAUUCUGCUUCCCGAUGAAAUCAGAGAUGAUUCUACUGGCUUGGAAAAGUUGGAGAGAGAAAUGACUUAUGAGAAACUCAUUGAAUGGAUCAACCCAGAGAUGAUGGAUUCAACUGAAGUUGAACUGUCUCUACCGAAAUUUAAAUUGGAGGAAAAAUAUGAUCUGAAGCCUGUUCUGAAGAGCUUGGGAAUGACUGAUGCGUUUGAUGAAGGCAAGGCGGACUUCUCAGGAAUGUCACCCAACAACGACUUAGUCCUGUCUGAAGUUGUUCACAAAUCCUUUGUAGAGGUCAAUGAAGAGGGUACUGAGGCAGCUGCUGCUACAGCGGCUGUUAUGAUGUUGCGGUGCGCUAGGAUUCCUCGCCCAAUCAUAGCUGACCAUCCCUUCCUCUUUUUUAUUCGCCACAGAAUAAUGGGAGGUAUCCUCUUCUAUGGUAGAUUUUGUUCUCCCUAGGCGUUGUGUGUUUGUAUGGAUACAGUAUGAACACACCUCACUGUAGCCUGCUGGAAAUAUAUCAAGCAUUUACUUCAUCAGAUUCUUACACAUGUCACAUUGGGUAGCCUUUCAUUGCCAUUCUUCUCUUUGCAGCAGCCUUUUACAGCUCUAUUAAUAUUUGACUAGUGGCUCUGCAUAGGCGGAUCACUGCAAGGUGGCCCAUUUAGGCAACGAUGGCCUCUUUAAUAUCCUAAAUGCACAUUGAUGCAAAUGUAUGUUUUGUGUGCCUUAUUCAGUUCAAGAGACUGUCUCAUGGAGUAUAAGCAAAAUAGGGGAAAAUAAAGCAGGACUUAAUGAAUGUAUUUCAUCUUUUGCAUGCACUCUAUUUGAGGACAGGGCUCAUUUUUCAGGGGGCUUGGCUUUAAAUGAUAAGACGGUUGUGAGAGCCUUUCAUUCGUGGCCUUCCUCUUUCCAGGAUACUUUAUGGAUAUUCUUAUUUAACACGUUGCAACCAAUCCCAAAAAGAGCUGCUACCAAAGGAGCUAAUGUAAUAUACUUUUAUAUGCAUUUGAUAAGAAAAACGGUUGUUUGAUACUAGUUUCUGGUGUUCAAGCUGGCACUUUAAAAAAUUCUGCAAAACCUGUUUGUGAUUACAGUAAUGAAUAUAUUUUAAAGAAAAGCCUUGUUAGCACUAGGAAGAAUUACAUAGUUGCUUUACGCUUCUACACAGAUUUUGGCCUUGCAGAGAAGAAUGUGUUUGAUAACCGUAUGUAUGAAUCGAAGGUUGUAGAUUCUAAUGUAUUUAUUUACUUGACAAAAUAUGUAACCAAGCAGUUUAACUCAUAGCAGUCUACAACUAGAUAUUCAAAAUUCUACAAAUGAGGAUUUACCUUGCUUAACUCUGUGAUUGGAUUUUGAUGCAGCUAUUCAUGAAUUAAAACAUAAAAUUAAAAAAAAAUCCUAUACAAA
Molecule: messenger RNA, 2221 nt
Organism: Elgaria multicarinata webbii
Lineage: Eukaryota; Metazoa; Chordata; Lepidosauria; Squamata; Anguidae
Product: serpin B6-like
Exons: 7
Coding region: 131-1270 (379 amino acids)
Cellular component (GO): cytoplasm
Molecular function (GO): serine-type endopeptidase inhibitor activity
Source: RefSeq, a predicted model, not a curated record